Molecule: messenger RNA, 621 nt
Organism: Microthlaspi erraticum
Lineage: Eukaryota; Viridiplantae; Streptophyta; Magnoliopsida; Brassicales; Brassicaceae
Source: the annotation of a GenBank genome assembly
AUGUGGAUUUCAGGAUUUGCAAGAGCGCAGUUUAUCACACUAGAAUCCAUUGAGAUAUUCACAAAGCACGACUGGUUCAAGCUCAAACACACAGUCUACUUUCAAUGCAAAGGAGAGAACAAAACUGUUCUUCCCGAUGUCGUCAAAACUGGUAUCGUGUACACUUUUCGCGGUCAAGAAUCAUGGCAGCCUAUGACCGAAAUCGGUGGCGAGAAGUGUAAGCGAUGCGGAAUCUAUGAACAAGGCAGCCUUGUAUCAGACAAAGAGUUUGAUGAAUGGGAGCUUUGUCCUUCUGAUUUCUCUGCUAGCCAAAUCUAUAUGCACUCUAAAGAAAAGGAGAUGAAUGCUACUUUUGUUUGCCACGGUUGCGCCAAGCUCGAUUCCGUGUCUGCUGAAGCAACAACGGGUUCUAGUUCAAAAGAGGAAGGAGAUAAUAGGUCAACGGUAGCGAUAGCGAUAGUGGCAGGAGUCAUGUGUGCAAGUCUUGUUGUGUUUGGGGGCGUUUAUAUGUUCAGGCACUCAAAGAGGAUGAAGCUGCAGCGAGAUCAAGCUCGGUUCAUGAAGCUGUUUGAGGAAAGUGAUGAACCUGAAGAUGAGCUUGGACUUGAACCUGUAGUUUGA